Molecule: messenger RNA, 684 nt
Organism: Linepithema humile (Argentine ant)
Lineage: Eukaryota; Metazoa; Arthropoda; Insecta; Hymenoptera; Formicidae
Product: cuticle protein 64
Source: RefSeq, a predicted model, not a curated record
AGUACCGACAUCGCAAACAUCCGCAGCAACAUGUUCAAGCUGAUCGUUCUUCUCGCCACCGUCGCCUACGCGUCCGCCGGCCUUUACUCCGGAUACGGAGGAGUCUAUGGUGGCUAUGGUGGCUAUGGCAGUGGUUACGGCUACGGCGGUUACGGUUUGGGUCAUGGAGUAGCGGCGAUCGCACCUGCGGUCGCAUACGCACACGCUCCAGUUGCAACCAGUUACGCCAAUACGUACAAGGUCGCCGUUGCUCCGGCUGUCACCAAAGUCGUUGCACCUGCCAUUACCAAAGUCGCGUAUACCGCACCUGCUAUCACAAAAGUGGCUUACGCUCCAAGUUAUGCCGCGCCAGCGGUGAGCUACGGCCACUACGGAUACACUGUGCCGCCAUCCGUCACCUACUUGCACAACAAUCUCGGAUACGGACUCAGCCAUGGAUAUGGUCUCGGCCAUGGAUAUGGUCUCGGCCAUGGAUACGGACUCGGCCAUGGAUACGGACUCGGUUAUGGACUCGGCUACGGCCACGGCGGCGGAUACUAUUGAUUAAAGAUAACCAAAAUAUUUGGGAGUAACUCUGCUCUUCGACGAGUUCGACUGUAACGGCCGGCGUUACUGCUCGCCCAUACUGCCACAAACUUUGUCAUCGGCUAUGUACAUGUUUAUAAUACACGUUUUCAACUUUUA